Molecule: messenger RNA, 729 nt
Organism: Elgaria multicarinata webbii
Lineage: Eukaryota; Metazoa; Chordata; Lepidosauria; Squamata; Anguidae
Exons: 12
Coding region: 1-696 (231 amino acids)
Source: RefSeq, a predicted model, not a curated record
AUGAAGCCUCUGAAUUUGUCUGUGUUUUCUAUCAUCUUUAAAGGUCCCAAGUCCCACCAGUACCUCCGAGGAGACCAGGCUCACGCUAGCAAUGCCGAAGAGGAGGAGGACGAUGACGAUAACAAUCAGUACACGUAUGAAGUCCUUCCAAGCGAAGGGCAGAGCAAGACGGUCACUGCACCCAGGCGGCAGGAGGCUGCAGAGGGCCUGUAUGUCGAUCGCCCGGCCUUGAGGCGCUUCUCUGAACCAAACAACCUCCUACAGCGAAAGCCCCGUAUGGUCUUGUUGAAGCAUGGUGCGCAUGACAGCCAUGAUGAGCAGAUGUUCAGCUGCCAGGCCAUAGAGAGAGCUCUGGAGAAAGCACAAAUAAAGAUGCCUGUUCUGCCUCCUUUUCCUCUGUCAGCCCGCCGGGUGUCCUUGCCUAUCCUGGCUCCCUCUGGGUCCCAAGCAAAAGCUGCCACAAGCAGAGAUCCUUUACCAGCUGUGAAAGACAACAAGGAGGAGUCCCACGAGGAGGAGGAGGAGGAGGAGUCCAUCUACGUGGAAUGUGAUCCCAGCGCAACCUCGGAGCCCUACAGAGAGCUUUCUUGUCCAGUCCCGAUGCAUCACGCUUGCCCGUUGAAGCAACCAAAGCCAAAGCUUUCCUCACCGGGACCCCAACAGGUCCUUGCAGAGAACUUGCCUGAGGGUGUCUGAAGAGUGGAUCCCUGGCAGAGGAUUCUGGCAUGC